CAUUGUUAAUCAUCAACUGAUCCUUCUCAUUUAAUGAUGAAAAUGAAGCUAAGCCACAUUGUAUUUGCAACUCUUUCACUUCUCGCUUUGUUACUGAUCCCAAGAGUAUUGGCCGCACAAUGCGGUGAGCAAGCCGAUGGUGCACUGUGCGCCUCUGGUUAUUGCUGCAGCAACCAUGGUUGGUGUGGAACCACCGGUGAUUAUUGUGAUCCAGACAAGUGUCAAAUCCAGUGUCCUUCACCGUCUCCUCCACCUCCUCCAUCCACCCCAACCCCUUCCCCUCCUCCACCCACCCCAACCGCUCCUCUCCCUCCUACUCCAUCCCAAGACAUUACUGAAAUCAUUAGCAGUGAUUUAUUUGAUGAGCUGCUUUUGCAUCGGAACAAUGUUGCUUGUCCUGCUAGGGGCUUCUAUACCUACGAUGCCUUUGUACAAGCUGCCAGGAAUUUCAUUGGUUUUGGCACCACUGGCGAUAUUACUGACCGUAAAAGAGAGGUUGCUGCGUUCUUGGCUCAAACAUCGCAUGAAACUACUGGUGGUUGGGACACUGCACCUGAUGGCCCUUAUGCAUGGGGUUACUGUUUCAAAAGCGAAGUAGGAAACCCUGAUGACAUGCCUUCCUAUUGCGAACAAAACGUUGAGUGGCCCUGCGCUCCUGGCAAGAAAUAUUAUGGACGAGGCCCCAUCCAAAUUUCAUACAACUACAAUUAUGGACCUUGUGGAGUUGCCAUAGGAGAAAACCUCCUAGGUGAUCCUGAUUUGGUGGCUGCAGACACAGUAAUCUCAUUCGAAACUGCACUUUGGUUCUGGAUGACUCCUCAACCACCAAAGCCUUCGAGCCACGACGUCAUCCUCGGGAUAUGGGAACCAACCCCAUCCGAUAUAGCAGCCAAUAGGCUCCCUGGUUAUGGGGUUAUCACGAACAUCAUCAACGGAGGAUUGGAAUGCGGUCAUGGCCCUGACAAGAGGGUAGAGAGUCGAAUUGGCUUUUACUUAAGGUACUGCCAAAUUCUUGAUGUUAGCCCUGGCGAAAACCUUGACUGCGGCGACCAGAGGUCUUUUGCCGACGGAAUCUUGUUCAACUCUGUGUAGAAUAAAGCUACUACUCUUGUACUAGUUCUUCUAAUUGCUCGUGUUAAUCCAUUAAGUGGAUGCUUGCAAUCUGACAAUUGUGAGCAUGUCUUGACGCCAUAUAAUAAAGAAGCGAGAUUUCAAAUA
Nicotiana attenuata is the source of this 1218-nucleotide messenger RNA. RefSeq names its product endochitinase 3-like. NCBI's taxonomy places the organism in Eukaryota, Viridiplantae, Streptophyta, Magnoliopsida, Solanales, Solanaceae. The coding region runs from base 34 to 1092 and encodes 352 amino acids. Gene Ontology annotation, molecular function: chitinase activity; chitin binding. The transcript has 3 exons. The record is from RefSeq and is a predicted model, not a curated record. Gene Ontology annotation, biological process: chitin catabolic process; cell wall macromolecule catabolic process; carbohydrate metabolic process.